Molecule: messenger RNA, 391 nt
Organism: Funneliformis geosporum
Lineage: Eukaryota; Fungi; Glomeromycota; Glomeromycetes; Glomerales; Glomeraceae
Source: the annotation of a GenBank genome assembly
AUGGCAGGAAUACCUCAUCCAUGGUUUGACUGGGGCAAUAGUAUCCCAGACUUUCUUGCACAACUUAGACAAGACUUGCAUAAUCGGGGUAUAGAUCCGGCAGGAGCAGGUGCUAAUGGAAGAGCUCAGGCAAAAGGAUAUUUAAGAAGCUGUAUGAGAGGAAGGACCCUAGAAUGGUUUGAUGAAGAGAUUACUACAAAAACAAAUUGGGAAUUAACUAACCUAACUGAUGGCACAGGACAAGCUAAUUUGGUAGCUGUAAAUGGACGUACAGCUCUCCAAAUAGGUGCUGAUGGUUUAAAUGAGGCGCUCGGACAACCUGGAAAUGCAAUAGUCAAAUUAAGAGCUGUAGAAGAUCCUUGGAAUGAGGACUGGCGUAUAGCAGGCGGUC